This is a messenger RNA of Paramecium tetraurelia, 1533 nucleotides long. RefSeq lists its product as uncharacterized. The record is from RefSeq and is a predicted model, not a curated record. The transcript has 3 exons. NCBI's taxonomy places the organism in Eukaryota, Ciliophora, Oligohymenophorea, Peniculida, Parameciidae.
AUGAAAGGAGUCGUUGAAUUAUCAAAAUUGCUGAUUAAAUUAGAUUAAGUGAAAGUUCCAUCAUAUUUAAAGCUUAUUGAGGAAACAGAACAAAUUCAUGCCAAUAUGCUCAAAACUCUUCUAAACAUCUAAAUCAAAGAUAUCUAAGAUCUCUUUUACAUACUGAAACCAACAUAGCAACUUUAUAAUUGUGUUUGUGGUUUACUAUGCUUUGUGGCUGGUGUCGAUAAAUCUAUUACGACUGACUAUUUGUUUUUACGAUAACGAGAUUGGGUCACUAGUUCAAGUCAAUUCUGCAAAAGCUAUGAAUAAAUUAAUGCAAUUUUGUCUAAUCUGUAAUCAAAUCUGAUAAAAAAGAAGAUCAAUAUUUCAAAUAUUAAGGAGGCUCAAAAGUAUUAUUAAGAAGAAUUAAAAUUUCAAGUCAAUUCGAUAUCAGACAAACUCGAAAAGAUUUUGACAUUGUCAAUUAACUAUUAUACCUCAUUCUAUAAGAUACUCAAACUCAAUUAGAAGUAUGAGUAGCAAUUGAGGAUUCCACAAGAAAAGAGUUCAGAAGAAUUGAAGUCUUAUAUGCUAUCAAAAUUAAAUAAUUUCGUAGACGAUGAUUCAGAAGGUAAGUUUGAGGAAGAAACCUAAAUAUAAAAUGAAUAAGUUUAAACUACUCCACUCACUCCCAAAGAUUAAUCGACUCCAUUAAAAACGUUUGGGAGAUUUAAAGAUUUUAGAUCUUAUUAAAAAGGUAUUGCUGAUCGUCAAAAAACAUCAAAGAGUCCUAAAUUACCCUAUUAUUCAACCACCUCUAAAAAAUAGUAUUAUAAAUCUAAAUCACCUUUAUAAAACUCAAAUAAACCAUAGUAGGAAAACAAUUAUUUAAUGAAUGAAUAUAUGAGUUUUCAAGAUCAAGUGACUGUUAAUAGUUUUCAAACUCAACCUUUAGAAUAACUAAAUAGUUCAAGGAAUAAUAAAAAUAUAUCCAAUACAUAAAUAAAGAGUAUCAAAAAUGUUAAUCAGAAGUCUUCAUAAUCCAAAUCUCCAGUUGGUAGAUAAAGAGAGAUUUAGAAGAAAAAAGAAGCUUAAGUACCAGAGACUCCUAAUUUAAAUAAAAUAAUUGAAUAGAUUUAGAGUAAUGAUCCAAAUAUUGAAAAGCAACUAAAAUAAGAAUUAGAACUGAUUUAAAAAUAGAUAAAAAAAUUAGGAGCCACAAAAAAACAAUUAGAAUGGCAGGAUGAAAGAUAAAGUAAGAAAAUUAGAGACCAACAUGAAUAGUAAUAUUUGAGUGAGCAAAUAGAAUAAAGUAAACAGUUCUUAGAAAAUAGACAAUAGUUUAAGGAAGAGCAAAAAGCAAAAUUGAAGAAGGAGGGCAAGAAGGAGAUAAAAAUAAAGAAUGAGGUUCAGGACUUCGAACAGCAGAGAGUCUGGUGUUUGUUUAAGGAGUUGGAGAGAAGUAUUAUAGAGAAAGAAGCAUUAUAAAAGGAUGCUUUGUAGAUGGAGUAAUAGGUUUGUAUAAAAAAUUAAGGAAUUUAAAAAUAUUGA